Molecule: messenger RNA, 3142 nt
Organism: Ornithorhynchus anatinus (platypus)
Lineage: Eukaryota; Metazoa; Chordata; Mammalia; Monotremata; Ornithorhynchidae
Gene: SH3GL1
Product: SH3 domain containing GRB2 like 1, endophilin A2
Exons: 10
Coding region: 170-1276 (368 amino acids)
Biological process (GO): synaptic vesicle uncoating
Cellular component (GO): glutamatergic synapse; presynapse; cytoplasm
Molecular function (GO): protein binding
Source: RefSeq, a predicted model, not a curated record
GGCGGCGGCAGCAGCGACAGCAGCAGCGGCGGCAGCGUUCCGGUCGGGCAGGGCUGAGGCUGCGAGCCACCCCCGAGAGCCGUCGCUCGGACGGUCAGCCAGUUGUCGACAGACGGUCGGGACCGCGAUCGGUCGGUCAGUCGGUGCCGUGGCGGGAGGCGGAGGCAGCAUGUCGGUGGCAGGACUGAAGAAGCAGUUUUACAAGGCGAGCCAGUUGGUCAGUGAGAAGGUCGGAGGAGCCGAAGGGACCAAGCUCGAUGAUGACUUCAAGGAGAUGGAGAAGAAAGUGGACGUCACCAGCAAGGCGGUGGCCGAGGUACUGACCAGAACCAUCGAGUACCUGCAGCCCAACCCAGCUUCCCGAGCCAAGCUGACAAUGCUGAACACGGUGUCGAAGAUCCGGGGCCAGGUGAAGAAUCCCGGCUAUCCGCAGUCCGAGGGCCUCCUGGGCGAGUGUAUGAUCCGCUACGGGAAGGAGCUGGGGGACGAGUCCAAAUUCGGCGAUGCCCUCCUGGAUGCCGGAGAGUCGAUGAAGCGACUGGCCGAGGUGAAGGACUCGCUGGAUAUUGAAGUCAAGCAGAAUUUCAUCGACCCCCUCCAGAACCUGUGCGACAAAGACCUGAAGGAAAUCCAGCACCAUCUGAAGAAGCUGGAGGGCAGGCGCUUGGAUUUCGAUUACAAGAAGAAACGCCAGGGGAAGAUUCCCGAUGAGGAGAUGCGGCAAGCGCUGGAGAAGUUCGAAGAGUCCAAGGAAGUGGCGGAGACCAGUAUGCACAACCUCUUAGAGACUGAUAUCGAACAGGUGAGCCAGCUGUCGGCCUUGGUGGAAGCCCAGCUGGACUAUCAUCGGCAGGCAGUGCAGAUCCUGGAUGAGCUAGCUGACAAACUCAAGAGUCGGAUGAGGGAGGUGUCUUCGCGACCCAAGAGGGAAUACAAGCCGAAGCCUCGAGAGUCCUACGAGUUUGGGGAGCCGGACCAGUCCAACGGGGGCUUCCCCAGCGCCCCUGCCCCCAAGGUCACAGCCUCCUCCUCUUUUCGAUCCUCUGACAAGUCUGUCCGGACCCCCAGCCGGAGUAUGCCACCCCUGGACCAGCCCAGCUGUAAGGCCCUGUACGACUUCGAGCCGGAGAAUGACGGCGAGCUGGGCUUCAAGGAGGGGGACAUCAUCACGCUGACCAACCAGAUCGAUGAGAACUGGUACGAGGGCAUGAUCAAUGGCCAGUCCGGCUUCUUCCCCCUCAACUACGUGGAGGUCCUGGUUCCACUACCUCAGUAAAAUGUCCUCCUUCCCCUUCCCCCGCCCAUCUUCCACCUCUAGUUUUCUGCAUUCCGUGGGAUGCCUGGCUCGCCCGCCCUCUCCCCUCCUCCCACCUCUGCCCACGGAGUCACUCCUCCCCCCCAUCUCCCCCUUCCGCCCCCCUCCACACACACCCCCCACGCACACCCAGGGGCCGGGGCAGAGAGUCCGUCCCUUGGAGGGGCAGGGUCGCCCUGGCCCCUAGGGCCUGCUGGGAUCUCUCCCUGGCUUCUCUCAAAUGUCUGGCCGGCAGAAGGGGCUGGGGGUCAUGGGGGUGAGAAGGGGGCUAGGGCUGAUGAGCAAUCAGCCCAGGGCAGGAGGUGGCCGAGUCUUUACCGUGCUACACCUGCCUAGAAGCUGACACCACUCCCCCCCACUGCCCAACACACAGGUGGUGGACGGGGUCAGAGGCAUUCCAGAAGGGAAGGGAGGGGUCUUGACUCAGCCCGUUAGCCCUCCACCCACCACUGUCCCCCAAAUGGCUGAGGAACACUAAGCUGCUGCUUUAAAACACUAACUCCCUUCCUGGCCCCUAGCCCUAGCCAAACAGCUAUAAGAGGAGCAGCCUCUGCCGUAGAUGCCCCUGCUGGAUUCCGCCCCCUCCCCGCCGCCCACACCAUCGUAGGAUCCGGUUGCCAAGCUUUCUGGGCCCGUGCCCCCACACCACCACCCAUCCCCUUAUCCCCACCCCAUCUCUUUGGCCCAGGGCCGGGGCUGGUGCAGAGGAGCCCGGUCCUCUGUACGUUGCUUCCCUCUGGCUCGGGGCUUCGGGCCCAACAGUUUGAAUGAACAGUUCAUCCCUUCCUCGUCCGUUGCAGGCGACGGGCCCCAGGCCCCCUCCUCCCUCCCGGAUGCCCCAUAGUGUGCUGCCCAGGCCUCCGGCCUGGACCCCACGUGGCAGCUCUCCCCUUCCCUGGCGCCCCCCUGGCCUGCCCUCUUGGCCAGCGGCACCACCCUGCCGUCCUCAGGCCGGCGCUGUCGGAGGGCCCGGGGUGCUGUGGGCACCCCAAGCCCCGUACCGGUUGCUCUGGCUUGGCCCGCCCUCCCUGCCAGGUGAACCCGCCUGGCGGGGUGGGAUGGGGUCAGGCAGCAAGGAGCCUUUUGAACUUUAGCCUAGCCGCUGAGCCACCCCCUCUUCCCCUGUCCAAGAAUGGGACCACAGGAGGCCACGCUGGCCUCAGCCCGUGCCGCCCAGCCCUCCAACAGCUGGAUGGGUUGAAGCACAAAUGUGUAUGGUUCACCUGGUGCUCGAAGCUCAAUGCCAACCCUGAGGGGUGGGGGGCGGUCUCACUAGCUUCCCCCCCCCCCCCCACCAAACCAAACUGACUUUUUUUGGCUUUAUCCCACUGCCACCCACAAAGCAGGGACUCUCCCCUCCCUCCCUUGCACGCCCCCCCACCCCCCCCCAGCUCUGCUCUGUAGCCUUGGGGCAAACAUCCAAGCGGGGGCUGGGGCUCAGCUGAUGACCCAGCUGGCCCUCCCCCAGGGCCAACCAAGCUCUGCUGGCGGAGGCAAUGGGAGCAACAGAGCAGGGUCUGCUUGUCCAACUCUCGGCCUCUGGGCUGGGGGCCGCCCUUCCGAGGGCCGGCAUGGGGGCCGUUCCCCCAGCCCCCACCAGCACGACCACCACCGGCGGCCCCCUGCCCCCAUUCCCAGCUGCUCUUUUCCCCCCACUGGCCCCAGAGUAACUGGGGCGCCAAGGCCUUCGGGAGGGUCAGGGUGGGGAGAAGGGGGUGUUUCUUAGUUGGGACGAUUGAAAUGAUCGUGGUUUAGCUUUUCUGUCUCUGGCCAAUUGUAUUGUGAUCUGGAUUUUAAACAAAAGUAUUAAAGACCAUUCUUUCUAAA